CCCGUUUCUGAAGCCGUCGAACCCCCUUCCCCGUUUUCCGCGCCGCCGUCCUCCUUCCACUCCUUCCCUCGCUUGCUCCAGGCCGCGGCGCAAGAAGCCAUGCUGCAUCACCUCAGAUCGGCCGCGGCGAGCUCUCCCGGCCGCUUGCCCGCGCCGCCGGAAGACGAUGAGGAGAGUGUGAGGGCUGUCGCCGUCUCCGACCAGAGGACCAUCUAUCUGGUGAACAUGUUCAUAGCGAACACGGUGGAGUUUCUCAACUCGUUCGCUGCGACCUGCGACGACAAGCUCGCGCUACUCCACAGGAAGAUAGUGAAACUGGACUCAUCUCUUGCCCUUCUUGAAGCAAAGCUCCACAGUAUUGAUGAAAAUAUUGCUCUGGGACACCCAACAAGCCAAAAGGCACAGCAAUCUUCGUCGGAUGAGAAAAAUUUUUGUUCGGAAAAUUUAGUGGGUGAAUCCUCUAGGUCUGGUGAUUCGUGACUAAGCUAUGCUGACAGGAAACACUAGGAAUUGCGAAGAGUCAGACUUGUUCAGCCCAGCUUUGGGAAAUGGCAGUUCUACAUGACGUCAAUGUACCAUAUACGGGUGUCGAGGACAAACAAAUGCGCCAGAGCUAAUGAAGUUGAAAUGGUCAUGCCAUGCAGAUAGUUUAUGCUCGUUCAAAGGUCGAAACAGUUGGGUUUUGGUCAACUUCAACUCGUGCUCUCCAGAUGUGGUUGUGUAUGUCCUGGACGUUUUUUUUUUUUGCCAGGGGUGAAAGGGGGAAGAACCAAGCAGAGACUCAAGAUUUGCACCUUCGAAACUGUAGGAAAGCAAACUUUUAGUGAUCCUAAAUGUCAUUUGUCUGGAGAAAUGCUCUUGUGACACUUGCGUACACUGCAUUAUUCCUCCGAAACUGAAAGAAUUUACUUAAAGGUAUAGACAUCUUGGUCCCUGAGCUUUACCCAGAGGGUCAACUUCAUCCCUCAACUUUCAGAUUGGCCAAUUUAGUUCCUCAACUUUCGGUUUUGGGUCAAACUCGUCCUUAUGUUGAUAUGUGACUCCAUAUUGAUAUGAAACUAAUAUAAAAGAUUCAUUUCUUUUCUCUCUUCAA
Messenger RNA from Setaria italica (foxtail millet), 1093 nucleotides. Its product is annotated as WASH complex subunit 3. Gene Ontology annotation, biological process: actin filament polymerization; exocytosis. Lineage: Eukaryota; Viridiplantae; Streptophyta; Magnoliopsida; Poales; Poaceae. Gene Ontology annotation, cellular component: WASH complex. The coding region runs from base 100 to 480 and encodes 126 amino acids. The transcript is spliced from 4 exons. The record is from RefSeq and is a predicted model, not a curated record.